UUUUCAAGAAUUUUUCUUUGUUUUUAGUUUUCAGAAAUUUGAUUAUGAUGUGUCUCAGCUUAGACCUACUUGGAUUUAUCCUGUUUGGGUUUUGCUGAGGCCUGGGAAUGAUGAAAACAGGAAGAUUUCUGAGGAAGAGUUAAAGUGUUGCAUAAUUUAAGCUCAUAAAUAACUGUUCCAGCUAAAUAUGUUUCCAUAUUACUUUUUGCUUUUGUUUCCAUAUUACUUGAUUGACAAGUUAGAAUGUAGUUGAUAGGAAAUACAAACUAUAAUAGUAUUUUAACUUCUGUUACUAUUAUGUCUUUUCAGCAGAGGGCUUUUUCAAUCUGUUCAUAAAAUAAAUAUUCUAGUAUAUUAAUGAAUGUUACAUAUUCCUAGAGCAUAGAGAGACAACCUUAUAAAAUCCACUGGGAGAUGUUAAAAAAAAAAAUCCUUUAGGAAUGGUUUUAGUCCUCAUUUCGUCUUUAAUAUUUUUCCAGGGGCACCUGGGUGGCUCAGUUGGUUAAGCAUCCAUCUAUUGGUUUCAGCUCAGGUCAUGAUCUCAUGCUUUGUGAGUUCAAACCCCACAUCAGGCUCUGUGCUGACAGUGCAGAGCCUGCUUGGGAUUCUCUCUCUGCCCCUCUCCCACUCUUUCUGUCUCUCUCCCCAAAAUAAAUAAACCUAAAAUAAUUUUUUUAAUUAAAAAAAAAUAAAAAUUUUCCAGAUUUAUCUACAAAUAAAGCAUGCACUGGGCCAUAUCUUAUGCUAUCCAAAAAAAUUCUCUAUCCAUGUUUUGAAUACUGUGGCCAGUUUUUUCCUAUUGGAAUGAGAUGUUUCGUGGAGUUUCUAGAGUCCAUUUGAGGUUUCAUCUGGUGCUAUCAAGUCACCAUUCUGAUUGUGGCAGCUCUUAUCUUUAUAGAUUUUACAACUUGAUCAUCCCAUGUUUCUUUUUGGAAUGUCAGACCAGAUUUUGCGUGUCUGUGAUGGAAUCUUUGAACUUCUCCAUAGAUUUAUGAUUUUAUUCUUUUAUCUGAGGCCCCUGCAUAAGGACUUGUGGUCAAAGAACUUAGUUUAUAACACACUUUAAAGUAGUUCUAUACUUACAUAUGUAUGUAUACUAGUACAUACAUAGCAUGUUAGCUUGUAUAGUAUUUUUAUUGUGUGUUGUCUAUUUUAGGUAGUGUCAAGCUAUCAAAUAUAAGUCAGUUUGUCCCCUCUUCUCCCUCCCUGUUUGUUUUGUUGUUUGUUUUUGUGGGUUUAUUGGUAAGGGGACUUUAAAUAACUUGAAACUUUUACUCUGAAGGAUCUAGUGUUUCAUGGUAGUGGAGUUGUGAUGGCAGAUAUGGUGACUUAAAUAUGAAAGGAAAUCUGUAUUAUUAUCCAUCUAUAGCAUUUGGUAAUUCUCUUUGGAAGUUUGGAGAAAGGACAGGACAUUGUUGGAUGCUAAUGUUUCCCUAGAAGCAGUAUCUUGGAUAGACACUGGAUAGUUGUCCUUCUGUGUUUUAGCUAGUAUGGGACAUUGAUAACUAAUGACCCUUUUGCUUCUCGUUUUUUCAAGUACCUUUUGCUAAACCUCUCAAAUCUUAGAAGACAAAUCUUUUGGUUGUUUUAUCUGGGGAGCCAGAAGUAUUAAUUUCCAGCUUGUUUAAUUUUGGAAGCUCUCUAGAAAUGUCUAGUCACAUAUUGAAGAUUUUGUAAAUUGGCAGUUUUACCCUUUAAUUUAUUCCAAUUGAAUCCUAUUAUUCAGGUUUGAACUAGUACAGUAGACUCUAACAGUCACAUUCUGUAGCAAAUUUCUGUCUUCCUAAAGUUGAUGAAAUCCUUAAUUAUAGCCGUUAACUGGGAUCCAUAUGAGAGUUUUAACUUAUAGAGCUGGCUUCUGGCCUAGUAAUUUUAUAGUGUGAUUUUACUUUUUGAGAAAAUCCUGAAGAGAGUAUGGCUCAUAUAGAAGGUAAGGUAAAACUUAGUAUAAAGAGAAAAUUUGAAGAUAGUAAGUUUCAGGGGCACCUGGGUAGCUUAGUUGGUUGUGUGCCCAACUCUUGAUUUCAGCGCAGAUCAUGAUCUCACAGUUCAUGAGAUCAGCACAGAGCCUGCCUGGGAUUCUCUUUCUCCCUCUCUCUGCCCACCCCCAGUCUGUGGCCUGUCUCUGUCACUCUCAAAAUAAAUAAAUAAACAAACAAACAAAAAGAUGGUAUUCCUUUAGAAAUGAGUUGCACAAUUGAGAAGGCACUUGCUGAUGCCAAAGCUCUUGUUGAAAGAUUGAGAGAUCAUGAUGAUGCAGCAGAAUCUCUGAUUGAGCAAACCACAGCUCUUAACAAGCGGGUAGAAGCAAUGAAGCAGUAUCAGGAAGAAAUUCAAGAACUUAAUGAAGUUGCAAGGCAUCGGCCACGGUCCACAUUAGUUAUGGGAAUCCAGCAAGAAAACAGACAAAUCAGGGAAUUGCAACAAGAGAACAAAGAAUUGCGUACAUCUCUGGAAGAACAUCAGUCUGCCUUGGAACUUAUAAUGAGCAAGUAUCGAGAGCAAAUGUUUAGACUGCUAAUGGCUAGCAAAAAAGAUGAUCCAGGUAUAAUAACGAAGUUAAAAGAGCAGCACUCCAAGAUUGACAUGGUACAUCGUAACAGCUCCGAAGGAUUCUUCCUUGAUGCAUCUCGACACAUCUUUGAAGCAUCUCAACAUGGACUGGAGAGGAGGCACUUGGAAGCAAAUCAGAAUGAAUUACAAGCACAUGUUGAUCAGAUAACAGAAAUGGCAGCAGUAAUGAGGAAAGCCAUUGAAAUUGAUGAGCAACAGGGUUGCAAGGAACAGGAACGAAUAUUUCAACUUGAACAAGAAAACAAAGGUUUGAGAGAGAUCCUGCAAAUAACUCGAGAAUCAUUUCUGAACCUUAGGAAAGAUGAUGUGUCUGAAAGUUCAUCUUUGUCAGCAUUAGUGACCAAUAGUGACCUGAGUCUGAGGAAGAGCUGAAGAGCCUGUAAGUCUGUGAGCUUCUUGCAAGGCUCCAAAUGGUCACUGGGACUGGCCUACUGACAUGAAUGAAUUAACAGAAAAAUCCAUCUCAAGCAACACUUUAUUUUUUUUCUAUAGUAUGUACAGUGCACUGGCAAUGACAUUCUUACGCUGGCAAAAAUGCAGAAUUAAUGGUUGUAGAUUUUAUUCCAAAAUAUAAUUAAAAAAUAGAAACUUUGUUAAUUGGGGAACAAACUAAAGAUUUUUUGAGUGACUGCUGAACCUAAUAGCAGUACUGUUGAUAUUCUGGCUGAUACUUGGAUAAACAUGAAUAUUCCCAAUAAAUGUUUGGGAAUUCAUAACAUUAUCCAAAUUUUAAAAUACACAUCUUGGCACAGUUUUGUGAAUGGAAGACUAUCAUAUUAAAUGUUAUUUCUCCUUGUUUGGUGUCAGAGUUAACAAAUAGCUUAUGUACUGUGAGAUUUCAGCUUUAAUGGUUGCCUGUCUACCUUCCCAUUACUGUAAAUUUUGGUCAAAGAAAAUUCAGUUUGCAAGACUGUAGGAAUGUUUCAAAUGCACCAUAAACAAAAGUUAAUUUAAUUUUAGCUGAUUUGCCAUAAUUAAAAUACUCCACUAACAAUUAUCCAUAAGUUUAAGUAUAUGAAAUAUCAUUUCAGGAAUGAAAGAGAAAGAAUAUUACUUUCUAAGAAAGAUCUUAUAGGAGACAUAUUAGUAGGUUAAACUACUCCUUUGAGAGAUUUAAGUUUUGGUUCUAAAUAAUGAAGAUGAGAUUUUUCUCUUCUCUGGUUGAUCUUUAAGGAUAUUAGGUAGUUAUUUUAGCUAAGAGAGUUGCAAUGUUUGAUAUAGCAAGCUAGGUAUGGUAAUGUCAAAGUAAAUUGGGAAUUCCUCUGCCUCAUUGAACCCUUUUUUAAAAGUAUUCUUAAGAAAUACAGAAAGUAAAUUAAAAUUUCAAAAUAAAAUUUGUUUUCUGGUCCUCAUAACCUGUAAGAUUUUUCUUAUACUCUAUCAGUCAAAGGGUGGGGGUGGGGAUGAGAGGAAAUCUGUAGAUUUAUAAAUAUUUGGUUUUUUUUGUUUUUUUUUUUUUACAAAAUCUAUAUCCAGUAUGUAAAUUUUUAAAAGCCACUAGAAAAAGAAAUGUACUUUAACAUCAAUUGAAAUCUAAAUUUUUCUUAUUUUAUGAUUAUAGAAGGAUAAAAAUAUCAAAUAUGAUUAAAUAUACUAAUUUAUACUAAAAUUAGCACAAUAGAAAAUUCUGCUUUUGGGUAUGUAAUUUGUUAAAGAAAUAUUCACAUGGUAGCUUUUGUGUAUAAUUUCAUAUAUUGGUAAAAUUCAAAGCUACUUUUCACUUUGGAAUUUUUGUACAUUAAGUUUGGAGUAAGUGGGGCUGAUGUGGCUGAUUGAAAAGGGCUAAUGGCCCAAACACUGAAUAGAUUCUUUUUUCAGAGGCCUUAAUUGAUAUUUUAUAAAUGACAGUUUUUAUUUUUAACCUUUUCUAUUGGUUUGGGGUAAAGAAUCUGUUAAUUUGGUGGCACAUUCAUUCAUACAGUUUUUAUCCCAAGUCAGAAUUUAAAAAAAUACACAGUUGAGAUGAAGUCUGAGGCAAUUCAUUGAGGCAGCUCUAUUAUAAAAUGUUUCUUGAUAACUAUUUUUUUAUAAACAAGUUAAUUUAUUCUUGGUCUUCUUACUUGGAUAUAAUUUUAAGAUCUUGGCGUUUAAAGACAUUUACUUUGUUACAUAGCAACAGUUUUCCAUCCAUAUAUUUUUUGUUUUUAAGCAGAACCUUAAAUCUAUGUCUGAGAGUGUAUACUGCAUAGGAGCCUAUUUUAUCAAUAAAGGUGAGUGGUUGAAAUUGA
Panthera uncia (snow leopard) is the source of this 4802-nucleotide messenger RNA. RefSeq names its product FGFR1 oncogene partner 2 (gene FGFR1OP2). The transcript has 7 exons. The coding region runs from base 2185 to 2946 and encodes 253 amino acids. NCBI's taxonomy places the organism in Eukaryota, Metazoa, Chordata, Mammalia, Carnivora, Felidae. The record is from RefSeq and is a predicted model, not a curated record. Gene Ontology annotation, biological process: response to wounding.